Molecule: messenger RNA, 2685 nt
Organism: Saccostrea cuccullata (small rock oyster)
Lineage: Eukaryota; Metazoa; Mollusca; Bivalvia; Ostreida; Ostreidae
Product: F-box only protein 21-like
Exons: 12
Coding region: 38-1798 (586 amino acids)
Molecular function (GO): DNA binding; protein binding
Source: RefSeq, a predicted model, not a curated record
UUAUCAAGUGUAAAUAGAUCGGGUUUGAAAUACUGCAAUGUCUGUAAACAAUAUGGACAACGAGAGAGAGUUCCUCGAUUUGCCGAACGAAAUUAUUGAUAUAGUGCUUCAGAACAGGGGAAUAUCUUUUACAGAUAUAUGCAGUAUAUCCCAAACAUGCACAAAAUUGCAAUCUUUGUGUUUGUCAAACGAAUUAUGGAGAAGGAAGCUCCAGCAAAGGUGGCCCAAGCUGCUGCUGAGGUAUUCACGAGAGCAGGCACAUGAUUGGCUGAAGGAGUUCAAAACUUACACCGUGGUGGGCCGUGCUGUGCAAAAACUUGUUAGCCAGCUAUCCCCAAGAUUUUAUAAACUAGAGGAAAUUCCAGAUGAUGGGUUUUCUGAUGUGGUAUCCCUGAUGGAGGAGCAUAACGCAGCUGAAGUUAUCAUAAACGAGUUAAAUGAAAUCAUACAUGAUAAUGACAGGUUUAAGAAUUUGACAAACAAGUACUAUGCAGUGAAGCUACUCCGACACAUUUUUCACUUACAUCUUACUGAGAAAUGGAAAGCUCAUUUACAACAGCCACCCGAUGAGCAAAAACUUGAGAAAGGUGCUACCAUAAUAAGCCAGUGGUUCCAACCUACAGAAGAUGUGACAGAAAAUUCCAUAAUUGACCGCUUGGAUGAAAUUGCAGAAAGAGUUAAGAAAAAUCUACCAGAAAAUUUAGCAUCAAAGUACACUGAAGGAGUGCCAUCACUGAGUACAGAACAAGAAAGAGUGGUUCUAGAAAUCAUGAACCAUGUCUUGUACACGGAGAUGGGUUUCCAUGGAAAUGAAGAAAAUUAUUAUGAUGAAAACAACUCUUUUAUUAACAAAGUUUUGGACCGUAAGCUUGGAAUCCCUAUCAGUCUCUCAGUACUAUAUUUGUCUGUAGCCAGACGACUUGGUGUAACAUGUCAAUGUGUUAACUUUCCUUCUCACUUCCUGCUCAAGUGGAAAGAACAUCCAAUGGCUACUGUAGAUAAGCAGUACACCUUUAUUGAUGCCUUCCAUGGAAAGUUUAUCACAGAGAUAGGAGGUGAUCAUACAGUGUUCACAGACUCCAUACCACACAUUGAGGUUUACAAGAGAAUGCUUCGUAACCUGAUCAAUAUUGCUCGUAAUCACCACCACAUGAGAAGCACCACCACGUUUCUCCGCGAUGCGGUGGAGAUGAUGCUCCUCACCACUCCAGAUGAUAUAGACUACCAGUUCCUCCUGGUGAAAAUCUACAUGUAUCUCAAGAUCAAUCAAGAAAAGGUCAAGGACAUACUGCUGGAGAUGGAAAUCGCGGACGAGGGCAGAGUUUCUCAGGUAGCACGCUUAACAGCUCAGGUGGAAAGGAGUGCCCGGGAAAACGAAGAACUGUUACAGAAAAAGACAAAACCAAAAUACAGGGCAGAAAACAAAGAGGUCAGGUUCUCAGUUGGAAUGGUGAUGAAACAUAAAAGAUACAACUACAUGUGUGUAAUUUUUGGAUGGGAUUCCACUUGUCAAGCAUCUCGAGAGUGGAUCAUUCAGAUGGGGGUUCACAUGCUCCCUCGCAAAGACAAGCAGCCAUUCUACAACGUACUGGUGGAGGACGGAAGCAUAAGAUAUGCUGCAGAUGAAAAUCUUUACCACCCAGACAAUUACUGUGAAAUUCCUCACCCUGAUGUUGGCAAAUAUUUCCAAGAGUUUACUGGUCAGUACUAUGUGAUGAACAAUGAGAAAGCUGAGGAGUAUCCAGACGACAUUCAGGAGACCCAAACCACAGUGGAGGGGGUGGGGAGGGGUCAAUGAGGGACCCAGACAACAGUGGAGGGGAGGGUCAGGGAGUGGUCAAGGCCACAGUGGCGGGGAGGGAUCAGGGAGAGACCCAGGUCACAGCAGAGGGCUGGUCAGUGAGGGACUUGUUACCCGUCAGAAGUCUCGUUAAGGGAGACAACUUCAGGGAAUGAAUAAACUAACAAGAAGUGCAACAAUGGCCAGUUUCGGAUAUUAUUGUAUGAACAUGCUAUGACAGUGUAUUUUUAUUUAAUCAUAUAUGCAAAUUUUUAUAUGUUUAUGAAAUAAAAAAUGUUGAAUUAAUAGUGUCUAUUUCAAAUACACCAAAUGAUGAAUUAACAGUUAAGCUAUGUGUGUUGGUACAUCUUCUUUAUAUUUGUACAAGAAUUUGAAUUAACCAACAUAAAAGAAUGUUUGAAAUUUAAGACAAUCCCUUUUAAGGGUUAUAUGAGAGCAGCUGGACUGCUAAUGAUUGAAGAUGUUUUUCUAUAAUGCAGUUAUAAGAAAUAAUUUUUCUAGAGUGAUUAUUAAUCAGAUGAUAAUGAUUAAACUAGUUUUUUCGGAUUGGUUUUCUUUUUUAAUUUUUAUUUAUGGAAUGAAUCAAUAUUUUUUACGAGGAUAUGAAUAAGGCGAGAAUUCAUAUGAAUGAAUAUAAAAUUUACCCUUCGAUUUUUUAAUGCUAAUAGCAAUACUGCAGUGCUCCCACAAAAUGAGUAUUGUACAAAUUAAUAUAUAUUUUGUUUUUGAAGUUUUUGCAUGGUAUUAUAUUUCAGUGACAAUUAAAAGAACAUAAAAGUAUUGACCAUGUACAGUGAAAACAUUACUGCAUAUAUAAUUGGUUUGUUAUAUAUCAUAAGUUACUUUGUAUAAUGAAAUCUGUUAAUACAGUAAUAAAAUUUCUU